AUGGCACAAACGCUGCGCCCGAGUGUAGUUCCGAUUUUGGAAGAGGCGCGGGCGGCGCGCGUUCUGGCCGGUCACCGCGGCUGGCGCGCCAGCGUCACGGCCGAGACCUGCCACCACUAUCUCACGCUCAACGCGGAGGACGUGCGUCCCAGACGGACCGAGUUCAAGUGCGCGCCGCCUAUUAGGAAUAAUAAUAGAAUAAUGCUUACUAAGGCAAAGUUGUGGGAGUACAUUAGAGACGGAAGAUUGGAUUUAGUAACUUCCGAUCACUUACCCAGUGUACCUGAACUUAAAGGCUCAGAUUUCUUGAAGGCCUGGGGUGGAAUAGAUUCUUUACAAUUCGACCUUUCAUUAUUCUGGACGGAAGCAACCGCGCGGGGGCUGGGGCUAUCGGCGGCCUCUCGCUACCUGUCCGCGGGCCCCGCGCACCUCGCCGGCCUCCAGGAGCGCAAGGGAGCGCUCCGGCCCGGCCUUGACGCCGACCUCAUCUUCUUCGAUCCGAAUGCUGCAUUCUUCGUCACGCCUGAGAUCAUCCGCUACAAAAAUAAAGUAUACCUACCUAUUACCUACUUUGUUCUUAAACAAUUUCACGCAACAGAUGACUGA
Molecule: messenger RNA, 606 nt
Organism: Cydia fagiglandana
Lineage: Eukaryota; Metazoa; Arthropoda; Insecta; Lepidoptera; Tortricidae
Product: allantoinase-like
Exons: 4
Coding region: 1-606 (201 amino acids)
Biological process (GO): purine nucleobase catabolic process
Cellular component (GO): cytoplasm
Molecular function (GO): allantoinase activity
Source: RefSeq, a predicted model, not a curated record